CGUUCGACCGACGCAGGGGUGAUCGCCCAAGGCCCAAGCUAGCUAGCAAGAAUGGAGUUCUCGCUCGUAUCCGCCAAGCCCUCGCCCCGCGCUGCCGCUGCCGCCGCGUCCGCCCCGCGGAGCAGCCCCACUGCCGCCCGCCUCCGCGGCCGGCGGUUCCGCUGCGCGGCGGCGGCCAAGGGUGAACAGGUGUUCGGCGGCCGGAAGGAGCUCACGGGCGUGCAGCCGCUGGUGGAGGCGCUGCCGCCCGCGGCGCGGGCGGUGGUGGAGCUCGCGGUCGUCGCGGCCGCGGCGACGGCCGGGUACGGCCUCGGGACCAAAUACGGCGGUGGCUCGCGGACCGCGGCGGUCGCGGGCGCGGCCGUGCUGGGGGCGGCCAGCCUCGCGGGGGCUGCCGCGGUGAAUUCCGUGGUGCCCGAUGUCGCCGCCGUGGGGCUGCACAACUACGUCGCCGGCUGCGACGACCCCACCAAGCUGGAGACCGGCGACGUGGAGGCCAUCGCGAAGAAAUAUGGAGUUAGUACAGAAGACGCAGCCUUCAAAUCAGAGCUCUGCGACUUGUAUGGCAGCUUUGUUUACUCAGUACUUCCUCCAGGACAUGAAGAUCUCAAAGGUAAUGAGGUGGAGGCUAUUAUAAAAUUUAAAAGAGCUCUUGGACUCAAUGAUGUAGAUGCUGCAAAUAUGCACAUGGCGAUUGGUAGACGCUUAUACAAAGAGAGGCUCAAUGCAUUCCAGAAGUUAAUUUUUGUGUCAAAUCUUGUCUUCGGAGAUGCAUCAGACUUCCUACUUCCAUGGAAACAUCUUUUUGGGAUCACGGAUUAUCAGAUCGAUAUUGCUAUGCGGGAGAAUGCUAAAACUUUAUACGCAUCGGAACUCAAGUCUAUUGGAAGAGGUCUUGACAUAGGCACGCUCAUUGAACUAAGGAGAUCACAACUCGCGUAUAAACUUUUUGAUGAGGUUGCUGCUGACAUGUUCAGGGAGCAUGCGAAGAAAUUGAUUCUAGAAAACAUCGCAUCAGCUUUAGCCAUAUUGAAGUCGCAACCCAGUACAGCGAUCACCCCAGCGCAGGUUAUUGAUGAAGUGAAUAGCAUCAUUGCGUUUAAUAGUCUGCUAAGAGUUCUAAGCAAGUUCCCUCAAGGCGAUCGAUUCGCACGUGGGCUUGGACCUAUUUCGUUAGGUGGAGAGUAUGAUCAUGAGUUGAUGGUUGAUGAUCUAAAGAUACUCUAUACGGCCUAUGCAAGAGAAGUACUUUCAGAUAGCCUUGAUGAUGAGAAGCUUGUUUCUUUGAUUGAACUGAGGAAUAUAUUUGGACUGGGGAAGCUUGAAGCAGAAGAAAUCAUUGCAAAUGUCAAAUCCAGAGUACUAGCAUGAUGCUCAUGCUUGGCUCUAGGUUAAAAGGUUUUAUCGUUUGUUCCAAAUACUGUUUUCCUUGUUGAAUUCUGACAAGCAGAGAGAGAGAGCAAUGUAAUUUGAACUGUUGCUGAAUUUCAGCAAGUUACCAGGUAACAGUUUCAUGAAACAUAAAAGAAACAUGCCUGAUAACGAUUUACUCUCUCUGUUCCAAAUUAUUAGAUGAUCUAGCUUUGCCCUA
This is a messenger RNA of Brachypodium distachyon (stiff brome), 1591 nucleotides long. RefSeq names its product protein TIC110, chloroplastic. NCBI's taxonomy places the organism in Eukaryota, Viridiplantae, Streptophyta, Magnoliopsida, Poales, Poaceae. The record is from RefSeq and is a predicted model, not a curated record. Gene Ontology annotation, biological process: protein import into chloroplast stroma. Gene Ontology annotation, cellular component: TOC-TIC supercomplex I. The transcript is spliced from 11 exons. Bases 52 to 1371 code for a protein of 439 amino acids.